UAAAGUAAAUAAGUAUUGAUAAGUUAGUAAGUAUUGAUAAGUAAGUAAGUAUAGUGGCUAAAAUCAGAAGUCAGUUUUAAUCACAAUAUACUUAAAGGUUUACAAGUAGUAUAAUUAUGUAACUUUAACAAUAUAAGAAAGUAAAAUAUGUACGUUUCUCCAAAAUAAGUAAUUUUUUCAACUAUCUCUGUAUCUACUUUAAUUUUUUUGUUACCUCGAUAAUGCUACCUAAUUAGUUGACAAAAUAUAAAAACAAUGUGUAAACUAUUAUCAAUUAAAAACACUUUUUUUAAUCUUCCUCAGGUCUCAUUUAUCUAUUUUAAGAUAAUUAUUUAUAAAAAAGAUAAAAAUCGCGAAACCAAUAAUGCCCUCACAAUAAGUUCUGUACCAAAACUGUUAAUAAUAAUUCUUCUAAACAUUAUACAUAUUUUCUUUAUUUUUCAAUUUUCAAUUUAAGUUUUUUUUCUUUAUCAUAAUUAUACAGCUCUAGACACUAAUUUGAUACCUGCUUAUUUUUUUAAUGGAAUUUAAGUACUUAGUUUCACAGUUUGUUUUACUCUUUUGCUUUCCUACACUUACUUUCACGCAAUUUUUGUUUAUUGUUCCGUAUGCAAAAUUUCGUCCUGGAUGAUCUUCAGCCGGCGUCUCAGCACUCCCACUGCUCCCACUCCCAUAUAUAAGAAUUCCUUUGUGAUCUCGACGACCCCUCCAGGAAACCUCUUUCUGUUUCUUCGCCUCGGAUUACCAUAAGGCCGUGGAUGACCCCGUUUUCGGCACCUAACGGCUUCUCCCAAACAAGGCCAACGAAGGUACCUACCUUGCCGAGUGGGUACCUGCAGGACCCUUCACGCUAAAAAUAUCUUGGGUUCGUCGACCCUGAUGGUAAAAAGUAAUGUGGGUCGCGCGAUUUUAUUAUUUUUGCUCAUUUCCGCAUGGGCAACCUUGUAUCUCUUUGGUUUCGCCAAUCCAUCUGUUCCAGUUGUUGGUACCUCGACGGGUUCGAUGGAUCUGCCAGUACCGUAUUUUGGUGAUAAAUUUUAUCGCGGAUUUAAUUAAUCAUCACCUGUGGCCCCACUAGGCGCACUUCUCUAGUUCUUCAUCCCGAAUCAAAAAGUCCCCUCUCUCGUGAUCUCGUUCACCGUUACCAUAUUCGACUUCUCCAGAUCGGACUAUGAGGUGUUGUAGUGCGUGAGGGAUGGACGCGAUCAUCCUCAAAACCAAGAACUUCAUCAAACAGCACCAGAAGGUUAAGAGGAGGAAAAAGGAUGACGACAACAGAAGGGACAAACACAGGAGGUGGAGGAACAUGGACGACAUGGAACAAUACCUCCACUACAUCGGCGGCGGCGCGGGGGCAUUGGCCCUCACCGGCGUAGCCGCGGCCUCGGCCUUCUACCUAGCCAGCAGACCGUCCUCCCAAAAACCAUUGUUUCCACUAGACGAACAAUGCCUCCUCGAAGCGGGCCCGGAGCUGAUCCGGGUGUCCCGCUUCUAUAAAGAAGCCAAGGAGGGCAAAUUCGUCAGUUAUAUGUUUCCGGAUGCUAAGACUCUCUACGACACUUUCCGGAGAGGAGCGAAAGAAUCAAAUAAUGGUCCUUGUUUGGGAUGGCGGGAGUCGUACGUGAAGCCGUACCAAUGGCUGAACUACAAUGAAGCUCUUCUCAGGGCUAGAAAUUUCGGAGCUGGGAUGGUGGCUCAGGGGUUGUCUCCGGGCACUAGUACCAUCAUCGGAAUUUAUUCGCAGAAUUGUCCCGAAUGGAUUAUUACGGAACAAGCUGCAUAUUGUUACAGUAUGGUGUUGGUGCCCCUGUAUGACACUCUCGGUCCUGAUGCAUGUGCCUUUAUUAUUAAACAAGCUGAAAUAACCGUCGUUGUUUGCGAAGACGACCAAAAAUGCAACCUUCUCCUUGACCGUUCUCCGCGAUGUCUCCGCAAACUCAUCGUUUACAAAGAUGUCAGACCCGCGACGAAACAAAGAGCGAAGAACCGUGGAGUAGAAAUAAUCAAAUUCCACGAUGUUGAAGUUUUAGGUUCGAAAUCGAACCAUCCGGAAGUUCCUCCUAAACCCUCAGAUCUCUGCACAAUUUGUUACACGAGUGGCACCACCGGCAAUCCUAAAGGAGUUAUGCUAACUCAUGAAAAUGUUGUAGCCUCUAUGAGUGCUGUUUUGAUGCAAAUGGGUGAUCAUAAAGUGAAGAGUAGCGAUGUCCUUAUCUCGUUUUUGCCUUUAGCACAUAUGUUGGAGCGCUGUUGCGAGAACGCCAUGUAUAUGAUGGGUGCCUCAGUAGGGUUCUUUCUUGGGGACAUAAGGCGAUUAUCGGACGACAUGAAAGCCUUGAAGCCUACCGUGUCUCCAGCAGUUCCUCGACUCCUUAACAGGAUUUACGAUAAAGUCCAAGCCGAGAUCAACGGUAGUUGCAUUAAAAAAAUGUUAUUCAAUAUGGGGAUGAGUGCCAAAGAGAGUGAAAUCAAAAGGGGGAUCCUCAGGAAUAACAGCUUUUGGGAUAUGUUGGUGUUUAGGAAAGUCCAAGAAGGAAUGGGGGGCCGACUUAGACUGAUGUUAGUCGGGUCGGCGCCCCUUGCUGAAAACGUUCUUACUUUUAUGCGAUGUGCUUUAGGGUGUUUGGUGAUUGAAGGUUACGGCCAAACUGAAUGUACCGCACCUAUCACUUUGACCAUUCAAGGGGAUCACGUGCCGGGUCAUGUUGGUCCCCCUGUUGCUUGUUGCUGUGUUAAAUUAAUCGACGUGCCUGAAAUGGAAUAUUGGGCGAAGAACAGUCAAGGGGAAGUUUGUGUUAAAGGUACCAACGUUUUUCAAGGUUACUAUAAAGAUCCUGAAAAGACUGAAGAGACAAUAGAUGAGUUGGGAUGGCACCACACUGGAGAUGUCGGGAUGUGGAUGCCGAAUGGUACUCUCAAAAUCAUCGAUCGGCGAAAACACAUUUUCAAAUUGUCUCAGGGCGAGUAUAUUGUUCCUGAAAAAAUCGAAAACAUCUAUAUUCGAUCACAAUACGUUAGCCAAGUCUAUGUCCAUGGCGAGUCCUUGAAGUCUUGUAUUAUCGCAAUUGUGGUUCCUGACGUCGACGUAAUCAAAUGCUGGGCGACUGAAAAUGGUAUUCCUGGUACUUUUAGUGUCCUUUGUAACAAUCCUGACGUCAAACAACUGAUUAUGGAUGACAUGAUUGCUUGGGGUAAAGAAGCGGGUCUUAAAUCAUUCGAACAAGUCAAAGACAUAUAUUUACAUCCCGAUCCGUUUAGUGUCCAAAACGGUUUAUUGACACCAACACUAAAAUCGAAACGUCCGCAAUUGAAAGAAUAUUUCAAACCGCAGAUUGAAGAUAUGUACAGCAAAUUGGUUUAAAACGAAACAAGUAUUAGGAAUUUUCUUAGAUCUAGGAUGCACCAAAGCAAAAAUUUCUUAAAGACUUGUUUAUAGCAAUAUCUAUCGAGUCAAUCGAGAACGCAAUAAAUACCUUGGAAGGUUGCCAAAAUAAUUAUUUUGAUAUUUCGUUCAAUUUCAUCUACAAAUAUGCAUUAUCUUGCCUUUUAGAUAUAGGUUUAACACCGUCAAUCUGACUCUUAGGUUAGAAUAUUGUUUAUCUGACAACAAUUUUAUUUAUUGUUCGUUGUUAUAUCCUAAACAAUCCUUUAAUAAAGUUAUUUAAAAGAUCAAA
Tribolium madens (black flour beetle) is the source of this 3674-nucleotide messenger RNA. Its product is annotated as long-chain-fatty-acid--CoA ligase 5. Gene Ontology annotation, biological process: long-chain fatty acid metabolic process. The coding region runs from base 1196 to 3361 and encodes 721 amino acids. Gene Ontology annotation, molecular function: long-chain fatty acid-CoA ligase activity. NCBI's taxonomy places the organism in Eukaryota, Metazoa, Arthropoda, Insecta, Coleoptera, Tenebrionidae. The record is from RefSeq and is a predicted model, not a curated record. Gene Ontology annotation, cellular component: membrane; endoplasmic reticulum. The transcript is spliced from 13 exons.